AUGUCACAUUCACAUUCUACGCAACAUAUGGAAUCGGUGCCUUUACACAGUAUCCCUUCCGUUUCACCCCUCACCGCCGAAAAUGUGCUUUGGUCCAAUACGGUACUAGCGUCGGGCUCUGCUGUGGGUCUGGUAGUGUAUACAGGAUCUGAAACCCGAGCUGUGAUGAACACCAGCCAUCCAGAGACCAAGGUGGGCUUGCUAGACUAUGAGAUAAACAACCUUGCCAAGAUCCUUUGUGCUGUGACAUUCGUCCUAUCGGUAGUACUUGUGGCUCUCAACGGUUUUCGGGGGCCCGCUUAUAUCUAUAUUGUCCGCUUUCUCAUCCUCUUUUCGUCUAUCAUCCCGAUCAGUUUACGUGUCAAUCUAGACAUGGGGAAAACAGUUUAUGCUCAACAGAUCAUGGGAGAUGCGGAAAUCCCGAACACGAUUGUUCGAACAAGCACGCUCCCAGAAGAGCUGGGUCGCAUAGAAUACUUGCUGAGCGACAAGACAGGUACACUCACUCAAAACGAAAUGGAGAUGCGAAAACUACACAUGGGCACAAUGUCUUACGGAUUUGAUUCAAUGGACGAAGUGGCUCAUCAGCUCGCCGUUGCUUUCGGUGCCGAUAAGGCACACAGGAAGACCAACUCCCUCGCCACUGGAGCGCAACUUGCUACUCGAGGCAGGAGAGAUAUGUCGUCACGAGUCCGCGACGUCGUCCUGAGCUUGGCUCUCUGUCAUAAUGUCACCCCCGUGACUAAUGACGACGGCUCUGUAACAUACCAGGCCUCUUCUCCAGAUGAAGUUGCUAUCGUCACAUGGACACAAUCCAUCGGCCUCACACUCGUCUUCCGGGAUCGUACGCGCAUUGACUUGGAGACACCUGGCGGCGAGCGAAUCUCCUUUGAUGUUCUGGAGUUGUUUCCGUUCACUUCUGAAUCAAAGCGGAUGGGCAUCGUUGUGCGGGACACCCAGACUGGCGAGAUCACAUUUCUGCAGAAAGGCGCGGACGUUGUUAUGACACGCAUCGUGCAACGCAAUGACUGGCUAGAGGAAGAGACCGCGAAUAUGGCACGCGAAGGAUUGCGCACUCUUGUGAUGGCUCGGAAACGUCUGUCCGCGCAGAUGUACACCGACUUCAAGGAGCAGUUCCAUUCUGCCAGCAUUCGUCUCGAGGGCAGAAACGACGCCAUGGCCCGUGUCGUUGCGGAAUGUCUCGAGCAUGACCUCGAACUAUUGGGUCUGACCGGUGUAGAGGACAAGCUCCAAGAUGACGUCAAGUCUACACUCGAACUGUUGCGCAAUGCCGGCAUCAAAAUAUGGAUGCUCACAGGAGACAAAAUUGAAACGGCUCGUUGCAUCGCUAUUUCGACAAAGCUGGUCGCCAGGAACCAGUAUAUUCACGAAGUCGCCAAACUCCAAACCGCCGAUCAAGUGAGAAACGAACUCGAAUUUCUCCAGUCGAAGCUGGACUGCUGUUUGGUGAUCGACGGGGAAUCGUUACAACUUUGCUUGGACCUUUUCAAGAACGAAUUCGUCGAGAUCGCCACCAAGCUUCCUGCUGUUGUCGCCUGUCGUUGCUCGCCGACUCAAAAGGCAGAUGUCGCCCGUCUAAUCCGCCAUCACACCAAGAAACGGGUUUGCUGCAUCGGAGACGGCGGCAAUGACGUCAGCAUGAUUCAAGCCGCCGAUGUCGGUGUUGGAAUCGUCGGUAAGGAGGGCAAGCAAGCCUCCCUUGCCGCCGAUUUCUCUGUCACACAAUUCAGUUUCCUCACUAAACUGUUGCUUUGGCACGGUCGUAACUCGUACCGUCGGUCUGCGAAGCUGGCGCAAUUUGUAAUCCAUCGCGGCUUGAUCAUCUCGGUGAUGCAGGCCGUAUUCUCCGCCAUAUUCUUCUUUGCUCCGAUCGCAUUAUACCAGGGCUGGUUAAUGGUGGGCUACGCUACUGUCUACACCAUGGCACCGGUCUUUUCGUUGGUGCUGGACCGGGACGUCAGCGAAGAUCUUGCCAUUCUCUAUCCAGAGUUGUACAAAGAAACCACCAAGGGACGCGCUUUGUCGUACAAAACCUUCUUCCAGUGGCUUAUGAUCAGUGUAUACCAAGGGGCUGCGAUCAUGAUCAUGUCCCUGGUCCUCUUCGAAAACGAGUUUUUGCAUAUCGUCUCCAUCUCCUUCACGGCGCUCAUCUUGAAUGAAUUGAUUAUGGUCGCCCUGGAGAUAACAAUUUGGCAUGUCUACAUGGUCAUCUCUGAAGUGUUGACGCUCUUUUUCUAUGUGAUCAGUAUUGCUUUCCUCCCAGAGUACUUUGAUCUGACUUUUGUUGUUACGAUUGGAUUUGCAUGGAAAGUGGCUGUAAUCAUGGCCAUAAGCACAUUGCCACUAUCUAUAAUCAAGCUGAUCCGGAGUAGAAUCGCGCCGGCAGCAUCUAGUAAACUGCUUUAG
This is a messenger RNA of Mycena citricolor, 2427 nucleotides long. NCBI's taxonomy places the organism in Eukaryota, Fungi, Basidiomycota, Agaricomycetes, Agaricales, Mycenaceae. The record is from the annotation of a GenBank genome assembly.